Molecule: messenger RNA, 952 nt
Organism: Loxodonta africana (African savanna elephant)
Lineage: Eukaryota; Metazoa; Chordata; Mammalia; Proboscidea; Elephantidae
Gene: C18H17orf100
Product: chromosome 18 C17orf100 homolog
Exons: 1
Coding region: 190-567 (125 amino acids)
Source: RefSeq, a predicted model, not a curated record
CAUCAUGUUGUGGCCCUCUCGCCCGUGACAGCAUCGUAGUCUUCCGCCAUUGUGCCUGCAAUGACAUAAUACGUCAUUAUGACGUCAUUCCUUAACAAGUGACCCUGUGUCCUAACCCAGAGGCUUGAUGGAGGGCGAGCGUGGGCUGUGAGCCCUCGAGGCCUCGUUGGCCCGCGAUACAGCCCCAGAAUGGCCUCGCCCCUUAGGGGAAAGCCCUCUUCACCCCGAGUGGAGACGGUCCGCCAUAAGGAGACUUCGACGGUUCGCGUGGAGACCUCGUCCCACCGCGUGGAGACAUCCUCUAGGCAGGUGCGAACGUCUUCCCGUCAGGUGGAGACCUCCCUGCGCCGCAGCGAGGGGCCCCCCACUGCCCCCUUUGGGAAACGGCUCCCUCACGUCCUCGAGGUGUCCUCCCAGCACGUGGAAACCUCCUCCCAGUGCACGGAAACGUCCUCCCGCCACAUCCGGGCGUCGACUCUGCGAGUGGAGACGUCUCUGCACCACGUGGAGAGCCCGGCCCGGCGGGACAAGCCGGCGGCCCGCCAGAACGUAAAAACGGCCCCGUGAGAUGCUGUCCAAAGGCCACGAGAGGGCCCUGGCCCUUGGCCACCGAACGAUUGCCUCCAGUUUCCAGCCAGUCAGCUGCCAGGAGGACCAGUUGUCUUUGGUUUCAUGGAACCAAGCCAUAAAUGAAUGUAAGAAGCAGCCAAGCUGUGAUUUCUGGACUCAGCCAACUGUUACUGACCGCCCUGCACCUUCGACCAUCCUACCUUUGACCCAGUGACUGUUUUAAUUUGAAGCCAACCCAAAAAGUUUUCAGGCCUAUGAUACUGUAUAAAUUGGGCUGGAUGGACAAAGAGGCUGCUUGAGCUUCUGAGCCAGGUGAGUUUUGGAUUGAUAGCCACUGAUAGAAAGACUUUUACAGUCGCAAACUUGUGGAACAGGGACCACA